Molecule: messenger RNA, 2429 nt
Organism: Electrophorus electricus (electric eel)
Lineage: Eukaryota; Metazoa; Chordata; Actinopteri; Gymnotiformes; Gymnotidae
Gene: ss18l2
Product: ss18, like 2
Biological process (GO): positive regulation of transcription by RNA polymerase II
Cellular component (GO): nucleus
Molecular function (GO): transcription coactivator activity
Source: RefSeq, a predicted model, not a curated record
CAGCACACGGACACCCAUGGAAUGGCUUUACUGAGGAAAGACCAACGCGUUCUUGAAAUACAGAUUAUUAAUUGGAUAGUAGUUUACUGAAAGUAGUCUGUAAAUCAUAAAAUAACUCUUGGAGUGGAGGUCCAGACACUUCUCUUGUUAUAUGACGGCUAAGUCGCUAACUAGCUAAUUUAGCUAGCGUUAACAUGUCCGUUGUUUUUGUCCCGAAGAGACAACGCGGAAAAGCUCAAAUAAAUCAAGAAACUAUACAGAGACUCCUGGACGAAAAUGAGCAGCUUGUAAGAUGUAUAACGGAAUAUAUGCAAAAAGGCAGAGCGACCGAAUGCGUACAGUACCAGCAGAUCCUUCACAGAAACAUCGUUUAUUUAGGAACCAUAGCUGAUGCCAGUUCGGAUUUGCCUUCCACCACGACCACUCUGUGUGAAGAGCCAUCUGUGAGUAGAGCCGGUGAUGUGUAAAAGCCCUGAAUCCAAAACAGCUGAUGAGUGAACCUGAAGCCUUACCUCACCUAGCACCAUUUGUAUUGUACUUUUCAUGUCAGUUAUUUGUUCUGAUAAAUUGUAGUUAAGUGAACUAGUUUUUUUUCUUCUGCUUUUACUUCAACCUCCUUGCUCAUAAAAAUUCAUUGCAUGAAGGAUUUCUUCACUUAUGAGUCCAAAAUGAGGACUGUCCAGUGGAAAUGUAUUACUGGUAAGAUCACUUCAACCAAAAGACGUGACCGUCCAGCAGAAGUGGGAAUCUGUCCUUUGUGAAAUAAAUCCUGAUGUGUUAAACAGCAGAGAGGCCUUAAAGGAGAGCACAGAAACAGUUUUUUUCUGUUACGUUUAUUUAUUUUUUUGCAUUGCUGGUACACUUGGGAAAGAUUCAGUUGCCAGCUCUAGUGAACAAUAAGCAACAUAAGCUAAGCCAUCCCCCAUCAUGUUAUCGAUCGGUGUGACGUCUUCCGUUUUAUGUCAUACUUGUUCAUUAUUUAUUUUAGAAGCCACUAGUAAACCAUUUUUGACACAGCUGUGAAAUGCUAAUGUUUACAGUCCAAGGUCAUUGAAGAUGUCUUUAAAAGGCUGCAACAGUUUGGGAGAGAACACAGACAAAGCAACAACCCCUACAUUUUGAUUGUGCAAAGCACAGAACUAUAAAAAGAUAUAUAUUUAUAUACAGCAAACGAUUCUCUGUAAACAUGGUAAGUAUGUUAGUUUUCAGAAAACAUGGUCAUAUCAUAAAUACAGGCAACAUUGGCAUCCGCAAACAUCACAAAAAAGUUAAUCUGGGCAGUUUAAAUACAGCCCACAGCCAUAGAAACCGAAGACGUACGGGCUCGAGAAAAACACACCCUCACACACCCCAAUCUUAUAACGCAUUUUAGUGUUUGUAAUGGUGCAUUUGGUAACCUUUGUAGAUAUAAUGUAAUAUUUCAACUCUGUAGAAAAGAAAAAUGUGCUUUUCACAUCUUGGGAAAAUAAUGUUUUACUUAAUAUGCCUAUAUUAUGUUAACAUAUACAGUAAUGGUAUAACAUGUAAGAAAAUACAAAAAUAAGAUUAAUACUGUCAAUAUUUGUACAAGAAAUAUAAUUAUUUUAAAUGAACAAAUGUUAUGUUUUAAUUUUAAUGUUAGUGUCAUUCGGAAGAAAAACCAAUCCAGAGGGGGAAAGAACUCUUGAGCGUUCGCUUUCCCAGCGUCAUUUACAGCAGGGCGUUCCCGUACUUUAAAGGGUACUACAACUCCCAGAAUCCUCUCUGACAUUGAGCACUAUUCACCCUAUGAACAACGCUUUUGUUGGAGGAAAAGAAAAAUGCAAGUGCUAUUAAUAUCAACAUGGCACAUAGAUUACUUACUCCUACUUACUUUUUUUUAAACUUCGUCAGAUGUUGAAAAAGUAGUGUAUUUCUUUUCAAAUUACACAUCUGCUAUGAUUAUUAAAUUACACGUAUUAUGAUUCUUAUAUUUCUGCUGAGCCUGCUCAAAGCUUCCUCAUAAAAAGAAGUAAAUUAUAUAAUUUUUUUUCUGAGUCAUUUACAAGCUAUAGAACAGUAGCUAGGAGGUGUAGUCUAUGUGAUCUGAUGAGAUUUGGCAGUUACAGCUUUUUGUCAACACAGUAUCGUGAUGGGUAGCGUCCCGUUGGCCGUCUGAGACCCGCGAGCGAUAGGAUGACAGCCGUGCAUGUCACGCGAAUGACUCUCGGGUAACACGGUCAGCUAAAUCGCCCGUCUUCCGUAGCCUGACCGCAACGACCAAGUAUUAAACUUGGGACCAAUUCUACAAUCCGUUGCAAGUUGAAACCGACCCCCCCCCCCCUCUUUUUUUUCUUUUCUGGAACUUGGCAGAGCUAGUGGAGAAGGCUGGAGUGAGCAGAGUUGGGUGAGGAGGGGCUGGCGCGACCAGCUCACUAGCCGCAGGAAGCAGGAAUCAUGCACUAGAACAG